AUGGCACCCCACGGCCUCCUGCUUUGCUUGCUCUCCACAACCGCCUUCUCUCUGCUGGGUGGGAGUUCGGCGUUCCUGUCACACCACCGCCUGAAGGGCAGGUUCCAGAGGGACCGCAGAAACAUCCGCCCCAACAUCAUCCUGGUGCUGACAGAUGACCAGGAUGUGGAGCUCGGUUCCAUGCAGGUGAUGAACAAGACCCGGCGCAUCAUGGAGCAGGGCGGGGCACACUUCAUCAACGCCUUCGUGACCACGCCCAUGUGCUGCCCCUCGCGCUCCUCCAUCCUCACCGGAAAGUAUGUCCACAACCACAACACCUACACCAACAACGAGAACUGCUCCUCACCCUCCUGGCAGGCGCAGCAUGAGAGCCGCACCUUCGCCGUGUACCUCAAUAGCACGGGCUACCGGACAGCUUUCUUCGGGAAGUAUCUUAACGAAUACAAUGGCUCCUAUGUGCCGCCUGGCUGGAAGGAGUGGGUCGGCCUCCUUAAAAACUCUCGUUUUUAUAACUACACACUCUGUCGGAACGGGGUGAAGGAGAAGCACGGCUUUGACUACUCCAAGGACUACCUGACGGACCUCAUCACCAAUGACAGCGUGAGCUUCUUCCGCACGUCCAAGAAGAUGUACCCACACAGGCCAGUCCUGAUGGUCAUCAGCCACGCGGCCCCCCACGGCCCAGAAGACUCCGCCCCCCAGUACUCAGGCCUCUUCCCCAACGCAUCUCAGCACAUCACACCAAGCUACAACUACGCGCCCAACCCCGACAAGCACUGGAUCAUGCGCUACACGGGGCCCAUGAAGCCCAUCCACAUGGAGUUCACCAACAUGCUGCAGCGGAAGCGUCUGCAGACCCUCAUGUCGGUGGACGACUCCAUGGAGACGAUCUACAACAUGCUGGUUGAGACAGGCGAGCUGGACAACACCUACAUUGUCUACACCGCCGACCACGGCUACCACAUCGGUCAGUUCGGCCUAGUGAAGGGCAAGUCCAUGCCAUACGAGUUUGACAUCAGGGUCCCAUUCUACGUGAGGGGCCCCAACGUGGAGGCUGGCUCACUGAAUCCCCACAUCGUCCUCAACAUCGACCUGGCCCCCACCAUCCUGGACAUCGCCGGUCUAGACAUCCCCUCGGAUAUGGAUGGGAAGUCCAUCCUCAAGCUGCUGGAUACAGAACGGCCUGUGAAUCGGUUUCACUUGAAAAAGAAGAUGAGGGUCUGGCGGGACUCCUUCCUGGUGGAGAGAGGCAAACUGCUCCACAAGAGGGACAAUGACAAGGUGGACGCUCAAGAGGAGAACUUCCUGCCCAAAUACCAGCGCGUGAAAGACCUGUGUCAGCGCGCCGAGUACCAGACGGCCUGUGAGCAGCUGGGCCAGAAGUGGCAGUGCGUGGAGGACGCCUCGGGGAAGCUGAAGCUGCAUAAGUGCAAGGGCCCCGCGCGCCUGGGGGGCAGGGCCCUCUCCAACCUGGUGCCCAAGUACUACGCGCAGGGCAGCGAGACCUGUGCCUGCGACACCGGGGACUACAAGCUCAGCCUGGCCGGCCGCAGGAAGAAGCUCUUCAAGAAGAAGUACAAGACCAGCUACGCCCGGAACCGCUCCAUCCGCUCAGUGGCCAUCGAGGCAGAUGGCGGGGUGCACCACCCAGGCCUGGACGGCACCUCCCAGCUCCGCAACCUUACCAAGCGCCACUGGCCCGGGGCCCCUGAGGAUCUGGACGACAAGGACGGCGGAGACUUCAGUGGCACCGGAGGCCUUCCAGACUACUCGGCCCCCAACCCCAUUAAAGUGACACACCGGUGCUACAUCCUCGAGAACGACACGGUCCAGUGCGACCUGGACCUGUACAAGUCCCUGCAGGCCUGGAAAGAUCACAAGCUGCACAUAGAUCACGAGAUCGAAACCCUGCAGAACAAAAUCAAGAACCUGAGGGAAGUCCGAGGUCACCUGAAGAAAAAGAGGCCAGAAGAAUGUGACUGUCACAAAAUCAGUUACCACCCCGCGCACAAAGGCCGCCUCAAGCACAAAGGCUCCAGUCUGCAUCCUUUCCGGAAGGGCCUGCAGGAGAAGGACAAGGUGUGGCUGCUGCGGGAGCAGAAGCGCAAGAAGAAGCUUCGCAAGCUGCUCAAGCGUCUGCAGAACAACGACACGUGCAGCAUGCCGGGCCUCACGUGCUUCACCCACGACAACCAGCACUGGCAGACGGCGCCCCUCUGGACACUGGGGCCCUUCUGCGCCUGCACCAGCGCCAACAACAACACCUACUGGUGCAUGAGGACCAUCAACGAGACCCACAAUUUCCUCUUCUGCGAAUUCGCCACCGGCUUCCUGGAGUACUUUGACCUCAACACAGACCCCUACCAGUUGAUGAAUGCGGUGAAUACACUGGACAGGGAGGUCCUCAACCAGCUCCACGUGCAGCUCAUGGAGCUGAGGAGCUGCAAGGGUUACAAGCAGUGUAACCCCCGGACUCGGAACAUGGACCUGGGACUUAAAGAUGGAGGAAGCUACGAGCAAUACAGGCAGUUUCAGCGUCGAAAAUGGCCAGACAUGAAGAGACCUUCUUCCAAAUCGCUGGGGCAGCUGUGGGAAGGCUGGGAAGGCUAG
This is a messenger RNA of Canis lupus familiaris (dog), 2610 nucleotides long. RefSeq names its product sulfatase 2 (gene SULF2). Gene Ontology annotation, molecular function: N-acetylglucosamine-6-sulfatase activity; glycosaminoglycan binding; calcium ion binding. NCBI's taxonomy places the organism in Eukaryota, Metazoa, Chordata, Mammalia, Carnivora, Canidae. Gene Ontology annotation, cellular component: endoplasmic reticulum; plasma membrane; Golgi apparatus. The record is from RefSeq and is marked provisional.